Messenger RNA from Phialemonium atrogriseum, 2845 nucleotides. Its product is annotated as 40S ribosomal protein S4. The transcript has 3 exons. Lineage: Eukaryota; Fungi; Ascomycota; Sordariomycetes; Cephalothecales; Cephalothecaceae. Gene Ontology annotation, cellular component: ribosome; cytosolic small ribosomal subunit. The coding region runs from base 266 to 2488 and encodes 740 amino acids. Gene Ontology annotation, molecular function: RNA binding; structural constituent of ribosome. Gene Ontology annotation, biological process: translation. The record is from RefSeq and is a predicted model, not a curated record.
CACGCGCCGCCAACGGCGGGCAACGCCAUCUGCCAAAUUAUGCGGGGAAUCUAAUAAGUUCGACACCAAGCAACCAAUUCAUGAUUUCAGGCCACCAUAACCUCUGAUAUCCCAGACGACGAGGCAUCUAUGGGCUGACCUUCCAACUGCUACUCUACAGUGGCAUCUCGACGGGGAUCGCCGAAUUGAGCCACCAGUCUUUUGCCGAAGGCGCUGCCUGCCUCGCCUGCUUCCCCGAUGCCAUCUCCGAAGGCAUUGCUUCGCGAUGGCUACCAUCGAGCCACGGCUGAUGCACUUGCUGAACGAUUCCAAGACACCUGAUCUCCCGCCCAUCCAACUUUUCCCCUUCAAGCCCUCUUCGAACGACUCCCUAUCUCUUCCCCCGAUUGAGACCGAACAGAGGGCAGAGAACCCCUCAUCGAAGCAGAUCCCUCCGUUUUACACAAUUGCCGAUGAGACUUCAGCGAGACAGUCAUGCCGAGCGGACGGUGCAUAUUCCAAAGAGGGCUCAAGCCGAACCAACAAAUCCUCCCAUCCACUCCAGUUGCUUCUCGAAGACCCGGAUUUCAAUGGAUCCUCCCACUCGCUGCGCAUGAUCCUCGACGAUGCGCCGGAGAUAGCGGAUGAUGCAUCGAGAAAGAAGAGGCAUCGGGCCAUGACGGUAAAAGAUGAUUUCGUCCAACUACCUCAACCACUCAAGAAGCAGAAAUCCAACCAACAAGUUGUCCCGCCCAUUAUCAAUGGCCUGCACGAACCCCCACCCGACGCUGCUGUCUUUCCACCCAUAGCUUCAGGGUCGUUUGAUGAUACGGAAGCUCCCAACCUGGGCAUCUUGAAGGAGUUCAACAACGUUGGAGAGGAUAGAGCGGUCUCAACUUCUGAGUUGGAAUCGGAUAAGACAAAUAUCGAGAAGAUCAAGAGACGGGCAGCAAAGCCGCGGAGAAAAUGGUCCGAGGAAGAGACAAACCACCUCUUGCUUGGGGUGAGUCGCCACGGGGUUGGGAAAUGGACCACUAUCCUGGAGGACCCCGAUUUUAGGUUCAACAACCGGACCGCGGGGGACCUCAAGGACCGGUUCCGCACCUGCUGCCCGGCUGAGCUACGCGGCCAGUCCGGGCCCAGGAGUGCAAAGGCAAAGGCAGAUACGUCGGGCACUGAAUACGUGCCCGAGCCAAGAUCAAAGCCCAAGAAAGGGCUCUUACUCGAAGGCAUCCUCAUCGACACCGAGGAGUUUGUCGAGAAAGAAAAGCCUUUGCCGACUCAGCAGGAUUCUGAUUCUCCUUCGAAACCGCGGAAGAGCCGGGCUCAUCGCAAAAAGAUGGAAGACUUGGUAGAGCUUGGCAUCCAUGGCCCUUUCAAGAAGUCCCAUCGCCGAGAGAGACGGCCAUUUACUGAGCAAGACGACAAAGAAAUAUUGGAAGGUCUCGACAAAUAUGGUCCAGCAUGGACAAAAAUUCAGCGCGACCCGCUGUUCAACCUAUCUACCAGACAGCCUACGGAUCUGAGGGAUCGUGUCCGGAACAAAUAUCCCAAGAUCUACUUGAGGAUAGACAAAGGGAGCCUCCAGGUUAAGGACACGGGGAGAGGCGAUCUAUUGGAACCGUCCGUCAAUACGACCAUCGGGAACUCGCUCAAUCCUUCCACGUCCAAUCCUCUUGAGCCUCAUUUAAAUCGGACAAGCUCGAAGGAAGAUAUGCCCAAGUGGCCACUUCCAAAGAAGCACCAGAAGCGCUUGAGCGCGCCGUCGCACUGGCUCCUCGACAAAUUGUCGGGUGUCUACGCCCCUCGUCCGUCGGCUGGUCCUCACAAGCUCCGCGACUGCAUGCCCCUCAUCAUCUUCAUCCGCAACAGGCUGAAGUAUGCCCUCAACUACCGCGAGACCAAGGCCAUCCUGCAGCAGCGCCUGGUCAAGGUCGACGGAAAGGUCCGCACCGACAUGACCUACCCCUCCGGCUUCAUGGACGUCAUCACCAUCGAGAAGACCGGCGAGAACUUCCGCCUCAUCUACGACACCAAGGGCCGCUUCACCGUCCACCGCAUCCAGGAUGAGGAGGCCAAGUACAAGUUGGGCAAGGUCAAGCGUGUUCAGCUCGGCCGUGGAGGAAUCCCAUUCUUGGUUACGCAUGAUGCAAGAACUAUCCGCUACCCCGACCCGCUCAUCAAGGUCAACGACACCGUCAAGAUUGACCUAGAGACUGGCAAGAUCCAGGACUUCAUCAAGUUCGACACUGGCGCCAUUGCCAUGGUUACCGGUGGUCGUAACAUGGGUCGUGUUGGUGUCAUCACCCACCGUGAGCGUCACGAUGGAGGCUUCAACAUCGUCCACAUCAAGGAUGCCAUUGACAACACCUUCGCCACCCGUGAGACCAACGUCUUCGUUAUCGGCAGCGAGAAGCCGUGGAUCUCCCUGCCCAAGGGCAAGGGUGUCAAACUUUCCAUUGCCGAGGAGAGGGACCGCAGACGCGCCCAGGCUCUGGCUGGUCACUAAAAAGGGAAUUCAGUCUGGGAGGAAACUGUUCACGGUCUGGUUUGCUUAACUAAAAAAAGCAUGGUGGAUGGAGUACCGGAUGUCACUUUUAGUCUCGAGCUCUAACACGGAGAGCCUCGUCGCAAACUAGUUUGACACAAGCCAGAGGGCUGGUGGAAUUCACUGGGUUACGAUCAGGCUUGGCGUGUGUGCUCACUUCGCAUCCGUCCACGGCUGCUGCAGCCGCAGAAAUGUGACAGCAUUUAGAUUCCCGUCCACAGCGUCAGUCUCUGCAUUCCUCGUUCAAGCGGUGAGAGUUGCGCCCCCUGGGCUGGUUCGUUCCAUGUGGCUUUUCUAGACCUCCCGCCCCGUCAAGCC